Oncorhynchus nerka (sockeye salmon) is the source of this 2192-nucleotide messenger RNA. RefSeq names its product paired box protein Pax-9-like. The record is from RefSeq and is a predicted model, not a curated record. NCBI's taxonomy places the organism in Eukaryota, Metazoa, Chordata, Actinopteri, Salmoniformes, Salmonidae. Gene Ontology annotation, molecular function: RNA polymerase II cis-regulatory region sequence-specific DNA binding; DNA-binding transcription factor activity, RNA polymerase II-specific. Bases 197 to 1279 code for a protein of 360 amino acids. The transcript has 4 exons. Gene Ontology annotation, biological process: anatomical structure development; regulation of transcription by RNA polymerase II.
CCAUCAGGAAACACAUCGCGGAUUUGUCCUUCUCGCUACUAUCGUAGUUUGGUUAUCGCAGUAGCCUACCCGUGGCGGAGGAGAGCGAGGAUUUGUGCUCCCCUAGACAGGUUUCCAGACACCAGCGAAACUGGACGCGGAACUGGACGGAAGGUAUAACUCCGAGAUCCCAAUAAUCAUUUGUGGACUAAACGCAAUGGCUGUCUCUGUAUAUGUUUCCAUGACACCAGAGCCAGCCUUCGGAGAGGUGAACCAGCUCGGCGGUGUUUUCGUCAACGGCAGACCGCUACCCAACGCCAUCCGGCUGCGGAUUGUAGAGCUCGCUCAGCUGGGCAUCAGACCUUGCGACAUCAGCAGACAGCUCCGGGUGUCCCACGGCUGCGUCAGCAAGAUACUGGCCCGGUACAAUGAGACCGGCUCUAUACUCCCGGGAGCGAUCGGGGGCAGCAAGCCACGGGUCACCACGCCGUCAGUGGUGAAGCACAUACGGACAUACAAGCAGAGGGACCCAGGUAUUUUCGCAUGGGAGAUCCGAGACAGGCUACUGGCUGAUGGCGUUUGUGACAAAUUUAAUCUACCAUCUGUGAGCUCCAUCAGUCGGAUCCUCCGCAACAAGAUUGGCAAUCUAUCCCAGCAGAGUCAGUAUGAGUCCAGCAAGCAGUCGUCUCACCAACCACCUCAACCAACGCUACCAUACAACCACAUAUACUCGUAUCCGACCCCCAUCGGAGCCUCUGGAACCAAAGUACCGACUCCCCCAGGCAUGCACUCCCUCCCUGGACACAUGGCUAUGCACAGGAUAUGGCCCUCAUCGCACUCGGUAACAGAUAUUCUGGGGAUUCGGUCGAUAACAGAGCAACAAAUUAGUGACAGUUCGUCCUUUCCCAGCGCCAAACUAGAAGAAUGGAGUGUUAUAAACAGAACACAUUUUCUGCCAUCAGCAAGUUCUCAACUAGUCAAUGGCGUGCAGCAUAAACCACCGCAUUCUAUAGAACCUGAAGCAAAAUGCACACAGAUGCAGAGUGGUUUUCCCACAGUGAACAGUUAUGUCACAGCGCCCAGUAUCCCGGCCUACCCCCCCACCCCAGUGUCGCCCUACAUGGGGUACAGCGCCACCACGUCGGCCUAUGUGACCGGUCCCACAUGGCAGCCGCCCAGUGGCAGUGCUCUCUCUCACCACAGCUGUGACAAUAUUGCCUCCUCGCUGUCCUUCAAGGGUAUGACAGCCCACCACCGUGACACACUCCACCCCCACACCGUCAGCGCCUCAGCACUGUAGAACACAGGCAGAUGGGCGAAUGGACGGACGGAGAGACAGAGGUGGGAGAGAGAGAGGGAAGAAGAGGGGGAGAAGAACAGACAGACGGGCAGAUUGAGAGAAAAGAGGAUGACAUAAGGAGAAAUGGAGAGAUGAGUCCUUUCUUACAAUGGGUCCCUUGUCAGCUCAUCACAAACAAUCACCUCUCUGUAUUUAAAUGAAGGACCUCACCUAGGAGAAAUAUCAAUCACAACAUUCUCUUCCAUAUAACAUGGUGUGGAGAACUCAAGUUAACACCUCGUUAAAGACAGGACAUGGAAGGAAAGGUUUGCCACACUUUCUACAGUAUCUACAGACAUGACACUGUCUGCUAUGUUGUCCAGCAGACAGCUCACAGGACAGGUCAGGUGUAUUGAAGGACUGACUGACUGACUGGGGAUGGGGGACAUUGUGCCAUCCUCAUCAACAGCUUGUCUCUUAAACCCAUUUUUGAACACUUCUCUGCAAAUGUUAUUAGAGACAAGGGGCUAAAGCAGGCUGUGACAAUCUAAACCAGCAGGAAAACAACGUUUUGCAUUGAAGUGUUUCAGGGUGAAAUCAAUUGCCAUUAUUUUGGAUGUUUGUAUUUUUCCCUUUUUGUUUGUGUUCUGUUAUUUUUUAUAAACGCAACAGUCUCAAUAUUGAACAUUGUUUUUUCACUUCUCAACUGAAAUGAUAGGUUAUCCUCAUGUUUAUUUAUUAGACUGACUAAGGUACUGCGGUUAAACAAAGUGCAGUUAUUACAUUAAAAGUCCACGGUGGAGACCGUAUGGGGAACGUUCCCUAAUGUUUAAGACUACAUUAUGGUAGAACAAGUAAAAAGCUGCAGUUCCAAAACAUGCACAAUGAAAUUGAAUGUAUCUGAAUUAAAAUAAAUGUUUGGAUUGUUACCUGA